AUGCAUCCAAAAUGUGCUUUCCUUACGAAAAUUGAUCCUUCCCGUUUUCAAUUCAUCCAUGAGAUUGCCUCCUCUGAUUCAUCUUCAAUAUUCGAGGUAGAUCUGGAUGGACAAAAAUACGCAUUGAAACUUUUCCACAACAACGGCGACCCUGGGUAUGCCGAAAACGGUCGUGACUUAGAUCGAUUUCGCUGUGAAUCACAAGCAUAUGAAAAACUUCUCGAUUCCGAUGCCUGUACGCGCGGCUUUAUUCCGAAACUAUAUGGCCAGCUUGAUCAGAUCGACCCCGCAGACUUUCACCCUAUUCUACGACAUUUCGCGCAGGAUAAGUACAAACCGAGAGCGCUUUUGCUAGAGUACCUUCCAAAUGCAGAGGCGUUGAACUGCGUGAAUUACCCAGAAGCGCUUUAUCACCAGGCAGUUGAGGGCAUGAAGGAGAUACAUAAGGCGGGUGUUCACCAUCGGGAUAUCUAUCCCAGAAAUAUUCUCGUUGUUCGUGAGGAUUCCGAGAAGCCCAGGCUAGUCUGGAUUGACUUUGAUGUGGCGACGACCUUCGCCGACUUUGGGCCUGAGCAGCUGGCCCGCUGUGAUCAUGAGAUUGCGCUGGUGGAGGGAUUCGGGGAAGCACUGGUAUGGGAUCUGUUGCUGCCAUAUAUUGGAAGUCCACGGGUAUUCAAUUUGCUGACUGAUGAAUACAGAGAGAUGACCAGGCUGAAGGACUUCCGCCAAAUACCAAAUUUUAUUAAGGGGUCCAAGGCCUUGUACCUAGGUAGCUAUACGUACCUAGGUACCAUUUUUCCUCUGCCGGGGCUUUCCUAUCUAAGCUGCCGCCUUUACAAGGGCGCUCAGAGUCAGUCUGUUUUGAGAUCCUGA
Messenger RNA from Penicillium salamii, 873 nucleotides. Lineage: Eukaryota; Fungi; Ascomycota; Eurotiomycetes; Eurotiales; Aspergillaceae. The record is from the annotation of a GenBank genome assembly.